AAAACCUUCCAUUAUCCCCUGCGGGACGAUUCUGGAGGUAAAUUGGUUCUUUCCGAUAUUCUAGAAAGCUAAUUUAAGUGUGUUAUCUAUAUUCAACUGUAAUAUUAUUUUUUGCAAAACCAACUAAGCUGGCAGUAAUUGUUUUGAAAAUGUGGACAAACAUUAUAGUCUUGGGGCUGAUUUUAUUAUGUGGAACAUCCAACACGUUACCGGUUUCUAAGGAUUCGAAACGAAUAACAGAGUUGGUAAAAGCAAUCGCCCAUGUUGUGGCAGAAGACGUGACAAUAGCCAGCGAGACAUUCUCAGAGAAGGGUCAUCUGUUUUCGGAGAAAGAGGCAGCAAACUUUUUCGAGACAGUCGCCGUGACCACUCUUCAGCAUCUGGAGAAGUACAUCCGAGAGCUGAACACCCUCACCAAGAAUGACCAAGAGAAAGCUGGAGAAAUCGCUCAGCGAGUAGCCGACGAAGCGGCGAACAACGGGUUCAAGAAAAUUUUCAAAAACCAUGAAAAAUUUGACAAUGUCGUGAUGCAAGAAGGAGUUUUAGGCAUAACGAAACAUGUCGCUGAGUUCAUUAAGUUGGCACUGACAGACGCCGAACAUUGAUUCAUAUUUUUUAGUUGGUUAUUUAAAUUAAAAUUGUAAUCAAACUAG
Messenger RNA from Homalodisca vitripennis (glassy-winged sharpshooter), 653 nucleotides. RefSeq lists its product as uncharacterized. NCBI's taxonomy places the organism in Eukaryota, Metazoa, Arthropoda, Insecta, Hemiptera, Cicadellidae. The record is from RefSeq and is a predicted model, not a curated record. The transcript has 3 exons. Bases 150 to 605 code for a protein of 151 amino acids.